Messenger RNA from Naegleria lovaniensis, 1920 nucleotides. RefSeq lists its product as uncharacterized. The record is from RefSeq and is a predicted model, not a curated record. Gene Ontology annotation, molecular function: oxidoreductase activity, acting on CH-OH group of donors; flavin adenine dinucleotide binding. The transcript is spliced from 4 exons. Bases 1 to 1920 code for a protein of 639 amino acids. NCBI's taxonomy places the organism in Eukaryota, Heterolobosea, Eutetramitea, Acrasida, Naegleriidae.
AUGUCCAAAUUAACUUCCCUUCUUUUCAUCUUUAUGACCAUUGCUAUUGCUGUUUAUAUGGCACCGAGAUCACUCUUCUUCAAGGACCGAUUUGAAAAGUUUAGAUCGGCUGAUCAUGUCAAGAAAUUUCAAGAGUUUGAUUUCAUCAUUGUAGGAGCUGGAAGUGCAGGAAGUGUGCUAGGUCAUCGAUUAUCUCAACAUCCUAAUAAUUAUUCCGUGCUCAUUCUCGAAGCAGGAUCAUCGAAUAAUUAUCCACUCGCCAUUCACUUCCCAUUGGGAUUUCCCAAAUUGACCAUGAACACUACUCUCGAUUGGGGUUUUGAAACUACUCCCAAUGCUCAACUCAGAAAUCGAACCAUUUACAUGCCUCGAGGACGUGUUGUUGGAGGUUGUUCGAGUGUGAAUGCCAAUCUCUAUAUUCGUGGACAUCCAUUGGAUUAUGACGAAUGGAAUGAAUUAGUGAGAGAGAACAAUUCCUCAACGGAUUGGUCCUAUCGUGACAUGUUGCACUAUUUCAAAAAGAAUGAAAGAAUUCUCAAUGAAAAUGCAAACAUGAAUUAUCAUGGAAGAGAGGGUCGAUUAAAAGUAAAACCUGUGAAACCCAUAUUGGAUGCAGCUCGUCAAACAUUGGGAUUCAAUUUAACACAUGCCGUGAUUGAAACAUUGAGUAAAUCCAUGAAUAUUCCUGAACGAGAAGAUCCUAAUGCACUCACUCCUGAAGAAGAAGAAUUAUUAAAAAAGGGAGAAGGUCAUAAAAUUUUAGAAAGCAUCUCUUUUCAUCAUCAUACAGUGGAUGAACAUGGAAGAAGACAUUCUAUGGCUGAGGCCUAUUUAGAUGAAGAAACCUUGUCGAGAGGAAAUGUUCAUGUGAGAACGAAUAGUUUGGUGAAAAAGAUAUUAUUCCAGAGACUUGAGAAUGAAAUGGUCGCCCAUGGAGUUGAAUAUUUGGAUGAAAUGACAGGUGAGGAAGUGCGUGUGAGUGCGAGAAAGGAAGUCAUUGUGAGUGCUGGAGCUAUUGGAUCCCCUCAGUUACUGACUGUUUCUGGAAUUGCUGACAAGGAUCUCUUGAAACAAUUAGACAUUCCAGUCGUGAGUCAUGUUCCAGGAGUGGGUCAAAACUUGCAAGAUCACAAUCUUGCUGCUGUCAUUGCCAAACUCAAAAAAGGUUUCAAAUCUCUUCACUCGUUUGAAAGUAUUCUCAAUUUACUGCAAUACUUUGCAGGAUCUUCAUUUGAAUUUUUAAAAUCCGAAUGGGCUCAACAACUCUUCCCAUAUGCAGCACCUGAGAGUUGGCGAUUGUUCACAGUGGCUGCUCCUCAUAUUCAAGGAUAUUUACGUUCGAGUUAUGCCAAACAAAAUAAUGAACCUUUUGAUUUACAAGUUGUGGCAGUUCCUGGAUUCUUUGUCCAUCAUGCCUCCAUUGAUUAUCCUGGAGAGAAUGGUGUGAGUGUGGGAAUUGUUGGAUUGAAACCAAAAGCUCGUGGUCAUGUUCAAGUCAUCUCCAAAGAUAUUAAGGUUCCUCCACUCAUUCAUGGAAAUUAUUUAGGUCAUGAACAUGAUGUCAACGUGCUGGUUGAGGGUGUUCGUGAAUUACAAAAAGCAUUCAAGACUGAGCCUUUGAGCCAAAUGAUUGAGAGUUAUAUUUUCUGUAAUCCUGAUGAAUUCACAACACCAGAACAAGUGAAGGAGUGUAUUACGAGCAUGUUCACUACAUUAUAUCAUCCCACAUCGACCUGUAAGAUGGGACGAAGUGAUGAUCCACAAGCAGUGGUGGAUUCUCGUCUACGGGUUCGUGGUGUGAAGAGAUUGAGAGUGGUCGAUGCCAGUAUUAUGCCUAGCGUCGUGAGAGGUAAUACCAAUGCACCAGUGGCUGCAAUUGCUGAGAAAGCAGCGGAUAUGAUUCUAGCUGAUCAUCAAUGA